Molecule: messenger RNA, 954 nt
Organism: Didymodactylos carnosus
Lineage: Eukaryota; Metazoa; Rotifera; Eurotatoria; Philodinida; Philodinidae
Source: the annotation of a GenBank genome assembly
AUGGAAGCGUUAGCUGUUAAUUCGCGUACAGAAUGGAUGAAAAAUCUUCCAGAACAUUUACAUACAGAACCGAUAUCAAAAAUAGCUAUACCAGGAUCACAUGAUUCGUUUUCUUAUUAUUUAACAUCGUCAGCGGGACCCAAUUUGACACCAGCCCUAAGAAGACUCUCUUAUAUUUUACCUAGUUUUAUUCGAAAUUGGUCAAAAACACAACAAUGGACAUUUACCGAACAAUUAAUGAACGGUAUUCGAUAUUUUGAUUUAAGAGUAUGUUUAAAAAAUGAUCAAUUUUAUUUUGUUCAUGGUUUAUUAGGAGAUACUGUUAUUCACGGUCUCAAUGAAAUUAAAGAAUUUUUAGAUAAAUAUGAUAAAGAAAUUGUUUUAUUAGAUUUUAAUCAUUUUUAUUCGUUUGAUGAAAAUUUUAUGUGUCAUGAACAAUUUUUAACAAUAAUUCAUCAAAUAUUUGGUAAAAAAUUAUGUACAACAAUAAAAUUAAUUAAUGAGUGUACAUUUAAUCAUUUAUGGGAAAAUAAACAACAAGUUAUAUUACUUUAUGAAUUACAUCCAGAUCAACAAUGUCAAAAACAUAUGGAUCGUGUUGGACAUUUUUUUCAAAUAUGUGAUUCACCGUGGCCAAAUACAGCCAAUAUUGAUCAAUUAUUCAUUUAUCUUGAUAAAGCUAUGCAAAAACCUCGUUCAUCAGCGUGUAUUAACGUUGUUCAAGGAUUAGUAACACCUGAUGGAGCAAUGAUUCGACGAUCAUUGUUCAAUUCACUAGAAUCAGUUGCACGUAUUGUAAAUCAACGUCUCUGUGAAUGGAUUAAACAGCGAAAACGAGAUCCAUCGAAUGUGAACGGUGUGAAUAUUGUCAUUUGUGAUUUUGUUAAUUUAUACGAUUUUUCGGAUAUUGUUAUACAAUUAAAUUAUAAAAAUGAAAAUAUUAAUAUAAUCUAG